Molecule: messenger RNA, 376 nt
Organism: Peromyscus eremicus (cactus mouse)
Lineage: Eukaryota; Metazoa; Chordata; Mammalia; Rodentia; Cricetidae
Product: palmitoyl-protein thioesterase 1-like
Exons: 4
Coding region: 2-376 (124 amino acids)
Source: RefSeq, a predicted model, not a curated record
CAUGCUAAGUAAGGACAGCUUUAUAAAGCUUGUUGAAAGGUUAAUACCUGGAAUGGACAUUGUGCCUCUAGAGAUUGGGAAGAACGUAAUAGAGGAUAUGGAGAACAACGUCUUGAAUGCCAGUUCUGAAAUGUGUCAGAUUCUUGCUAAUGAUCCUAAUUUGCAGCAAGGCUACAUUCCUAUUUCAUUCUUCAAGAGACUCCAGAUGCUGAAGGACCUUGCUGAGAAAUGCCAAAUACCUACCAUGAAAGAUAUGGUCUCAGUUUCUGGUAGAAAGUUUAAAAAGUGUCCACAGAGGACAGAAGAAAUAGUUGAACCCAUAGUUGGAGUUAGAGGUGUUUGUGAGUCACCAGACCUUAGUACUGCAAAAGAGUAA